Manis javanica (Malayan pangolin) is the source of this 342-nucleotide messenger RNA. RefSeq names its product C-C motif chemokine ligand 27 (gene CCL27). Gene Ontology annotation, biological process: immune response. The record is from RefSeq and is a predicted model, not a curated record. Lineage: Eukaryota; Metazoa; Chordata; Mammalia; Pholidota; Manidae. Gene Ontology annotation, cellular component: extracellular region. Gene Ontology annotation, molecular function: chemokine activity.
AUGAAGGGAACCUCACCUACCAGCAGCCUCCUGCUGCUAUUGUUGCUGAGCCCAGACCCUGGAGCAGCAUUGCUACUGCCGCCCAGCACUACCUGCUGUACUCAGCUCUGCAGAAAGCCACUAGACAGCAUGCUGAGGAAGGUCAUCCAGGCGGAACUGCAGGAGGCUAAUGGGGACUGUCACCUCCAGGCUUUUGUGCUUCACCUGUCUCAAUGCAAUAUCUGCAUCCAACCCCAGAACCACAGCCCUUCGUGGUUUAAGCGCUGAGGGAAAAGGUUCCAGGGUACUCUGCCCAACCUGAAUUGGGGGCUGACAGAGAAAAUGGACCUGGGCUCCCAGUAG